Molecule: messenger RNA, 2081 nt
Organism: Phacochoerus africanus (Common warthog)
Lineage: Eukaryota; Metazoa; Chordata; Mammalia; Artiodactyla; Suidae
Gene: PHAF1
Product: phagosome assembly factor 1
Exons: 16
Coding region: 58-1326 (422 amino acids)
Biological process (GO): Golgi to plasma membrane protein transport
Cellular component (GO): trans-Golgi network; synaptic vesicle membrane; dendrite
Source: RefSeq, a predicted model, not a curated record
CUCCGCUGCCAUCUGCGCUACGGCAGGGAGGCCGCCUUGGCCCGGCGAGCCGAACCAAUGCUGGAUUUGGAGGUGGUACCCGAACGCUCUCUGGGGAACGAGCAAUGGGAAUUCGCGCUGGGAAUGCCUCUGGCUCAGGCAGUAGCCAUUCUUCAGAAGCACUGUCGCAUCAUAAAAAAUGUCCAGGUUCUCUACAGUGAACAGUCUCCUCUAAGCCAUGACCUCAUCCUUAACCUGACUCAGGACGGGAUCAAACUACUGUUUGAUGCUUUCAAUCAGAGACUUAAGGUGAUUGAAGUAUAUGACUUGACUAAAGUAAAGUUAAAAUAUUGUGGUGUGCAUUUCAAUUCUCAAGCCAUAGCUCCCACCAUUGAGCAGAUUGACCAGUCUUUUGGUGCAACCCAUCCUGGAGUGUACAACUCUGCUGAGCAGCUCUUCCAUCUCAACUUCAGAGGACUGUCUUUCUCUUUUCAGCUAGACUCAUGGAUUGAGGCUCCCAAGUAUGAGCCCAAUUUUGCCCAUGGUCUGGCUUCUCUCCAGAUACCCCACGGAGCAACUGUGAAACGAAUGUACAUAUACAGUGGAAAUAGCCUACAGGAUACCAAGGCUCCUGUGAUGCCUCUGAGCUGUUUCCUGGGCAAUGUGUAUGCCGAGAGUGUAGAUGUCCUUCGAGAUGGAACUGGACCCUCAGGUUUACGACUUCGCCUACUUGCUGCAGGUUGUGGACCUGGCCUAUUAGCAGAUGCCAAGAUGCGGGUAUUUGAACGCUCAGUGUAUUUUGGUGAUUCCUGCCAAGAUGUUCUUAGCAUGCUUGGCUCUCCACACAAAGUGUUCUACAAGUCAGAAGACAAGAUGAAGAUUCAUUCUCCUUCUCCUCAUAAGCAAGUUCCAUCCAAGUGCAAUGACUACUUUUUUAACUACUUCACUCUUGGAGUGGACAUCCUCUUUGAUGCGAAUACACACAAAGUGAAGAAGUUUGUCCUACACACCAAUUACCCUGGACAUUAUAAUUUUAAUAUUUAUCACCGCUGUGAGUUCAAGAUCCCACUAACCAUAAAGAGAGAAAACACAGAUGGUCAGACAGAAACAUGCACAACCUACAGUAAGUGGGACAACAUCCAGGAGCUCCUAGGCCACCCUGUGGAGAAGCCUGUUGUCCUGCACAGGUCCUCCUCCCCAAACAACACCAAUCCAUUUGGCUCCACCUUCUGCUUUGGUCUUCAGCGGAUGAUCUUUGAGGUCAUGCAGAACAACCACAUUGCCUCCGUGACCCUUUAUGGCCCCCCCAGGCCUGGUGCCCACCUGAGAACCGCAGAGCUCCCUUAGGGACAUGACCACCCAUGUCCAUCUGCCCCAUGGAACUUUGCAUCGCAUCCUGUUCAGCGGGCCUCCCUGUGCCACCUUGUGGGUUUCCUUGGACACCUUGCCAGUGUGGAAGGGCUGUUGUGAUGUUUUGCAGUGGGGCUCAGGCUGGGUGCUCUGCCAUGGGCGAGAGACCCAAACGUUCCUCUGUCCAUUCUCAGCCUGCUGGUGCCAACAGGAACACAGACUGCAGAGAGAAGCACAAACUCUGAGCCUUGAUACUGGGACCCAGGAGCCUCUGGACUAACACAUAGGGAGGCAGGGUUUUCUCUCCCCUGUCCCACAUACAUUGGGAAAACUUGGGGCGCUUACUGUGGCUAAGGAGACAGGAACAAACAGGACAAGGAUAGGUACCUGCCUUUGGCACAGCAUUGCCACAUGACCGUUAAGCAGGUAGCAUGUCCUUAUUACUUCAUUGCGACUUUUGCACUACAUCCACUUGAGUUACUUGAUGAAGCUGGCUGCGUGGCCAAGGUGGCCCACCUGCCCUCCCCUGUUCCUUUCUUGCACGCGCUCCCUGCCAGGCCCAGUAGGCACACCCAACUGGUUGAAACACAACUUUCUACCAUCAAGGUACGUACCCAGGCCCGGUUCCCACCCUUCUUGGAGCCAGCCUCUAAGGUCACCUGUGCCCCCACUCUGCCCCAACCUGGCUGGCAGGGCUGCAUGUUUCCAUCCUGUUUGCCUCUUUUAUUUAAUGCCAAAGUUUUCGCCAAAGA